This is a messenger RNA of Rosa chinensis, 1396 nucleotides long. RefSeq names its product 4-hydroxy-tetrahydrodipicolinate reductase 2, chloroplastic. The record is from RefSeq and is a predicted model, not a curated record. Gene Ontology annotation, cellular component: chloroplast stroma. Bases 117 to 1169 code for a protein of 350 amino acids. The transcript has 9 exons. Lineage: Eukaryota; Viridiplantae; Streptophyta; Magnoliopsida; Rosales; Rosaceae. Gene Ontology annotation, molecular function: 4-hydroxy-tetrahydrodipicolinate reductase activity; NADPH binding.
GGAUGACUCUUGCGGCUCAGAUUGGACAUAUGUCUUGACUCGCUUAAACACCCCAGAGGGUUUGGUAAUAGUAGGCUCCAAGUCGAAACAGAGCGAGAGCCUUCCAAGGUUGUAGAAUGGCGUCCAUGCUGAAUGCCCCACCCAAUUGUAUCUCUGUUCAGCCACAAAAGCCGACACUGCUGGCUGGAACUGCGACCAGUAGAGGAUUGGGUGCUACUCGGAGUAUCAAUCUGAAGCAAAGACUUCCAUCACCAGCUGUGAACAAGAUGAUGAUGAUCCCAAAGAUGUCAAUUUCAGCCCUACCCCUUGACAACCCUACUAAGUCCAACAACAAGUUUGACAUUCCUAUCAUGGUAAACGGUUGUAAUGGUAAAAUGGGGAAGGCCAUUAUCAGUGCAGGGGAGUCUGCUGGACUCGAUGUGGUUCCCGUCUCCUUUGGAUCUGCUCAAGAGUCUGGCCAAACCGUCCAAGUCGGCACAAAGGAGAUUCUAGUGCAUGGUCCUUCUGAAAGAGAAAGCAUACUUGAAUCUCUUCUUGUCAAAUAUCCCAAUUUGAUUGUGGUCGACUUCACUGUCCCUUCUGCAGUAAACGAUAAUGCAGAGCUAUAUUGCAGAGUCGGAGUGCCCUUUGUGAUGGGAACAACCGGCGGAGAUAGGGAUCAGUUGUAUAAGACUGUAGAAGACUCAAAAGUCUAUGCAGUAAUUUCCCCUCAAAUGGGGAAACAGGUCGUUGCAUUUCUUGCAACCAUGGAAAUUAUGGCUGAGCAAUUUCCUGGAGCUUUCUCUGGGUAUUCCUUGCAGGUUAUGGAAUCUCAUCAAGCAAGUAAACUUGACACAUCUGGAACUGCUAAGGCUGUUAUUUCUUGCUUCCAGAAGUUGGGAGUGUCUUUUGAUAUGGAUCAGAUCCAAUUGAUAAGGGAUCCCCAGCAACAGCUAGAGAUGGUGGGAGUUCCAGAGGAGCAUUUGUCUGGUCAUGCAUUUCAUAUGUAUCAUCUGACUUCACCCGAUCAAACAGUUUCUUUUGAGUUUCAGCAUAAUGUUUGUGGUAGAUCAAUAUAUGCAGAGGGUACAGUUGAUGCUGUAAUUUUCCUUGCUAAGAAGGUUCAUUCAAAGGCAGACAAGCGGAUAUAUGAUAUGAGGGAUGUCCUGCGAGAGGGUAACAUGCGAUGAAAGUUGUCUGUACACAAAAGGUUGCAUGUGGAUUAGCUUAAGAAAUUAGGAUUUUGGUUGAGGAGGAUCUUGGUAGAGGAAGAUAUGGAAUGAAGUUGGGAUGAGCAGUUUUGACCUUGUCUCUUUUCUCUUAUUAUUUCCUUCCUGCUUGUCUUUUGAAAAACAGUGAGAAUAUGCUUUGUAUAACAUGUUUUUGUUAUGUACUAUAUAGAAGACCAAUAUGUUAA